AUGGAAGAAUUGAAUCAAGAUAUGUGGUGGGAGAGAGAAAAUUCAAGCCAAUAUCAAUGUUAUAAUGAUCUCUACUAUGAGUCAUAUAAUGAUGAUACAUGUGAUGAUCCAUAUCAUGAUGAUUGUUGGUGGACUGACGAUUCAACUCAAAGCCAACACCAUGAAUCACCUUGUUUUCUGGAGGACCAUGAAUCAGAUGAAUCUUCAUUUAGCAAAAAGUUGGAUCAAAUGUUGGACAUAUUGACUGAAACCUUCAACAAAGAAGAAGACAACUCCAAGUCAAUUUCAGUUAUUGAAAAACAGUUAGAACAUAUAGCUAAGAACCUCAAUCAACAACCUUCAGACAAUCUUUCAAACACUACGCUGGUUAAUGAGGUAACUUUUCCAUGUAGUGAUAAAUUAUUUGAUAACAAAGUGCAUAAACUUACACAACCUGAAUUAGAGCUUGUGGUGGAGGAUUAUGUAUCUUUAAAUGAUCAGAAGACUGAGAGUAUUUCUGAAAUCAAAGAAGUUGAAAUUGAAUUGGAUAAGUAUAAUGAAGAUUUUCAUGAGUUGGAAGAGUCCAAAGUUGGGGAGGGGUUUGUGGAGGCUAAUACCAUCCCCUACACAAUAAUUUUGAAAAAACAUGAAGCACAACUUUUUGUUCUAACGGAUUCUAAAAUAAAUUCCAAAUACAAACAAACAAAUUUAAUCAUUGACCGCCCCUUAUUAGCAACCAUCUAUGCUCAGAUUGGUUGUCACGAAGGUGCAAUUGAUAUGUUAUUUGGAAACCAUAAGGUGAGAUGUCUUGUGUUUGGACCUACUAAUGAUUCUCUAAUCAGUGGUGAUUACUGUGUAAUCAAUACUAUUCAUGAUUAUGUCUAUGAGCAUACAACAAAUAUGCUCUCCGACACCACCCUCGAUUUGGAGAAAGUUUUCUCAUGUAACAGGUCAAAAUCAUUGGAUAAUAGUGGGAUUCAACACAUGGAAAGAAAGUUGUGGAACAAAAAACAUGAUGCAACACAUGCCUACAAAUCAAAAAUGAAAGCGUUACAUGAUAUCAAGCAUCGAUUAAAGAAGUUUACUAGAUGGAAAGAUGCAUGA
Lactuca saligna is the source of this 1083-nucleotide messenger RNA. Lineage: Eukaryota; Viridiplantae; Streptophyta; Magnoliopsida; Asterales; Asteraceae. The record is from the annotation of a GenBank genome assembly.